GUCGCUGCAUUUAGCGGUUCCUACUUGCUUUCUUCUGAUCAGCUGUCCACUUUUCUCUAAAUAAAAAAUAAAAACAAUCCAAUUAAUCCGGAUUUUAAUCAUUUGUCAACACUGAACACUCCAAGGCAAACAAUUUGCUGGAAAUUUACUGAGAACAGAAGAGAUAUUUAUAAUGGCCGAGCCUGAAGAGAAUCAAGAUCCGGAAAGCGAUCAGGACGAUCAGAAUUUCCCCAUGGAAAUUGAAAAUGGACACAUCACAGAUUCUAAUUCGGGGGCGGAAGGACAAAACAGUUCUGAAGAUGAAGAUUUAAUCUUGGUAAAUGUUUCUACUGGUGAAUAUGACAGAGAUAUUCCUACAACCCAUGGGUACCUGGGCAAACUAAAUCCACUUAGUGGAUACACAUUGUUUGAAGAAGGAGAUGUAUUACAUAACAUUUUCUCUAUUUACACAAAUACUUUGGUGUUUCCUGGUUUUACCUUGCCACUGGUCAUGAACAACACGUUUGAAAGCAGAGUUUUAAAAAAUUUUAUGAAUGAAAACAAUAAAGUUUUCGUUUUAUUAUGUGCCAAUUCAGUAUAUAAUGGUUUUUAUGAAUAUGGAGUCACAAUGGAAAUAUUUGAAACAAAUGAGAGAAACAAUAUGUUGCAUAUAAAAGCAAAGGGAAGACAAAGGUGCAAGAGGGUUACAGGAUCGAGAAUUGAUAAUGUUGCAGGUCGAAUAAAAUUGAUAACUGUGAAGAUACUGGCUGAGCCUCCUAUAAUUGGUCCUUUGGAAGAUACACAAUUAUUUUCUCUUAAAAAUAAGAGAAAGUGGAAAUUAAAUAAUUUUGACGAGCUGAAUGAGUGUAGAAAAUUUAGAAGAUAUCAUGCAGCACAAUUUAUUUGGCCAACCUGGGUGUUUGAAAUGAAUGAGGUUUCUUACUACACAAAAAUUCUGUUACAAGCACUCAGUUCGUUUGGGAGAGAACUAGUGCCAUCAGACCCAGAGAAACUGUCGUACUGGUUUGUUCAGAAUUACCAUUUAAAUCACAGAGAAAGACUACAAAUAAUGGGAUUGAGAAGUACUUUGGAGAGGUUGAAGUUGGAAGUUAUAUAUUUAAGACUUGGAAGAUUAAUUUGCUGCAAAAAUUGCGAGGUGGAAAUAACAGAUCCUACAAAAGUUUUCGCAAUGUCCAAAGAUGGUAUACAAAGUAAUUAUGUUAACCCAGGUGGCCACGUUUACGAAACUGUAACUGUUUUGGAAGCAAAAAAUUUUCAACUUCUUCUUGGGCCAUCCAGACAAUUUUCUUGGUUUCCCGGAUAUGCAUGGACAAUAAUGCAAUGCGCCAACUGCAACAAUCAUCUUGGCUGGAAGUUCAGUAGCCCCGACUUGACCCCCAAAAAGUUCUACGGCUUAGCCAACUCUGGCAUAAAAGUGAUUUCCACAAAAACUCUGACCGACGAAGAGGAUCUUAAGGAUGGUAGAAUCAGUUUUGCCAACGACUACGUCGGGCUGCAACUGUAAUGAUAAAACAUUCAAUUCGUGGGAAUGCGCUUGACUGUCAAUAGUAGAGUUCUUCUACGUUAAGCUGUGAUAAUUGCAACCAAUGACAUAUGGGACAGUUGAAUCCUAUUGAAGUGUUCAAGAAGUGAAUGUAUCUUCUUUAUAUCAUACAUUAUUUUUAACAGCUGCAGUUUUUCCUCCUAACAAUAUUUGUCUAAAGCUGGUUGUUACAACUAUUGAAAGUAACAAUCUUUAUGUAGUAUUUACUUAUAAAGAUGCACUACUUAGAUUCUAAUUGUCAUUAACAAUAAUUGAUUAAUAAACAUAUGUAUUUUUAA
Molecule: messenger RNA, 1821 nt
Organism: Anthonomus grandis grandis
Lineage: Eukaryota; Metazoa; Arthropoda; Insecta; Coleoptera; Curculionidae
Gene: ohgt
Product: protein cereblon
Exons: 10
Coding region: 173-1504 (443 amino acids)
Source: RefSeq, a predicted model, not a curated record